UCAAAAUUGUCUCCUAGACACACACGCUACAGGGUAGCGGAGUGGUGGCUUCCGGGAUUGUGGACAGCAUGCCGACAGCAGAGGCAGACGGCGAGGCAGCGGAGCGUCUGCUCGAAGACGACGACAGCGACCUCCGACCCGCACUGCAACGCCUGCACACGGCCGACGAGGCCGGCGAUGGCAACGAACAGCAAUUAAAUGCAGCGGAGCAUGCGCGAGUUCGCAAACUGCUGUACGCAUCGCACUUCCUGUCGACGUGGAACGCACGCCUCUUCGAGUUUGGCAGCUUCCUGUUCCUCGCGAGCCUGUUCCCGGACACGCUGCUGCCCGCCUCCAUCUACGCCCUGUCCCGCUCCGCCGCGGCGGCCCUGCUGUCGCCGCUGCUGGGCUCCUACAUCGAUAAGGCCGACCGACUGAAGGCGGUGCGCGUCUCAAUCGUCAGUCAGCGUUUGGCCGUGUCCCUCUCGUGCCUGGGCCUCUUCCUUAUAGCCGAAUUCAUCUCUCUGCGCAGCCGCCAAUGGUUUCCCGUCUGUCUCCUGCUGCUUUCCAUUUUGGCGUGCGUGGAGAAGCUAGGAUCGGUCCUCAACACCAUCUCAGUGGAGCGCGACUGGGUCGUCAUCGUGGCUCAGGGACAUGGCGAGAGACUCCGAGCACUCAAUUCACAGAUGCGCCGAAUCGACCUUUUCUGUAAGCUGUUCGGGCCGCUAGCUAUUGCCUUGCUGGAUGGCUACUCCACAAAGAUUGCCAUCAUCGCGACUGGUGCUUUGACUCUACUUUCCGUCUUCAUCGAAUAUUUCACCAUUGCAAGAGUCUACAGCGUGAUUCCAGCGCUUAGGGAGCCCAAGAGACUAACACUGUCUCGAAUUCCGAGUCGUGACGCCGUGCUCGCCAGAGUCAAGACCUACAUGGCGAAGUCCAGGAGCUACGCUAGAAACCCGGCAUUCUUGCCGUCCUUCUCACUUGCUUUGCUGCACCUCACUGUGCUCUCUUUCAGUGGGCAAAUGGUCACAUAUUUGGUGGCUCUGGGGCUAUCGUCUACCAUGAUCGGCUCUCUGAGGGCGGCGUCUGCUGUUUCAGAACUGUCCGCCACCUACUUUGCCCCGAAGAUCAUGUCCCGGAUCGGAGCUAUAAGAGCAGGUAUCUGGUUUCUGAACUGGGAAAUCGCCUGCUUGAUUGCGGCUUGUUUCGUGCUCUGGUGGCAACUGAGUCCUGAAGCAACUGCCAUCGGUCUGGUCUCGACGGUUGUUGCAAGCCGACUUGGCCUUUGGGGCUAUGAUCUGAGUGCUCAGCUAAUCGUACAAGAAGAAGUCGAAGAAGCCGAUCGAGGCACCUUCUCCAGCCAAGAAUUCGCUUUACAGAACAUCUUUGAGAUGUUCGCUUUUGCAAGCACCAUCUUCUUCUCACGGCCCGCACAAUUCAAAUAUCCUGCGACUAUUAGUGCUGCCGCGGUGGCACUCGCGGGAGUCUUUUACUCGGUUUUCGUCCGAGCAAGGAGAGGCCAUUUGAUUCACGUUUGUCGAUGCCUCGAUCGACACGAGAUGCGCAAAAAGCAUCAUCACUGGUGGCAGACUAUUCCUGAGGCAGACCCUCUCGUCGGAAACGAGGAUGAUGGGCAUGGGUAUAGCACACCUGUGGCAGAGUCUGGUGAAGCCGUAUCCCCUCCAGAUCGAGAGCACUAAACUGAGUGAGACUAAAAUAUACCCUAUCAGCAAGACAAUAUGUGGCCACAGGAGCAGUCACUUGCUCCAGUGCUCCCAAAAAGGAU
Molecule: messenger RNA, 1765 nt
Organism: Cercospora beticola
Lineage: Eukaryota; Fungi; Ascomycota; Dothideomycetes; Mycosphaerellales; Mycosphaerellaceae
Biological process (GO): iron ion transmembrane transport
Cellular component (GO): membrane
Molecular function (GO): iron ion transmembrane transporter activity
Source: RefSeq, a predicted model, not a curated record